This is a messenger RNA of Strongyloides ratti, 1962 nucleotides long. RefSeq lists its product as hypothetical. Bases 1 to 1962 code for a protein of 653 amino acids. Lineage: Eukaryota; Metazoa; Nematoda; Chromadorea; Rhabditida; Strongyloididae. The record is from RefSeq and is a predicted model, not a curated record. The transcript has a single exon.
AUGGAAGAUGAAGAAUAUACAAUAAAACAAUUAAAAAAACACUUUAUUGAAUAUCAUAAUUACAAUGAAAAUACAAUCAACAAACAAUUUUGUAAAGAAUGUUUGAGAAAAAAGAAUAAUGGUGAUCUUGAUGUAAAUCCAAAAAAAAAUACUCCAUUUGGUAUGCUUAGACAUAUGAAACUAAAAAAAUGUUAUCAAAAUAUGAGACAAAUUGAAAACUUACCUGUUUUAGAAGAUAUUAUGGAAAUUUCUGGAGAAAAUAAUAUUGAAAGUGAUGGAAAUUUAGAUUUUACAACUAAUACUUUUAACCAACAAAUUAGUAUAACUGAAAACAGUGAUUUAUUUAAUUUUUUAGAGGAAAAUAAAGAUCCUCAAUUAAAAAUUAUAGAAAUUGUUUUCAAAGGAUUUUCAAAACUUUUAAAUGAAGAUGGAACUACAAAUAAAAUGUUGGAGCUCUAUCUUGAAACUCACCAACAACAUGCUAUAAUGUAUGGAAAUUCUGUUUUGGUAGAUAUAAUUGAAGUAGCGCUUCAAACAGUUAGAAAUGAUUUUUUAAAAGAAAUAAAAAUUUGUUCGCCAUUUGAUCCAAAUGAAAUAAUUUUAGAAAAUUUUGAAAAUUGUUUAGUAGAAGGAUUAAUUAUGACUGAAAACAAAAAAAAUAUGGGUGUUAUUGUAGAUAUGAAGUAUCUCCUUACAACAAUUUGCCAAAAUCAAAGCAAAAUUAUCAAUUCAUUAAAUGGAAAAGUUCCACUUCAGCUUUAUUGCGACGAAAUUAAUAUGAAUCCAUUUGCAGAAGGAUUACUUCAAUAUCUUCAUAUUGCUUUUCGUAUAAGUGGUGAUUAUGAAGAAAUUUCGCAACUUGACUCAAUUUAUACAGUUGCACUUUUGCCAACUUUUAAAUUGAAAAAUUCAACUGAAAGUAGUAAAUAUACCCAUUUUUUCAAACGUUUCAAGGAAAGAUUUGAUUCUUGUUGUCAAAUAUUAUUUGAAAAUAGCAGAAUUACUUUUACAAUAGAAGAACUUCUCGGUGAUCAUGCUUUUCUUGAUCAUUAUUGGAAAAUUAAUGCUGCUAAUGCCGAUAAAGGAGAAAUACCAAGCUGUAGAAUAUGUUUGAUUACACCAAACAAGUAUUCUGAAACGCUUACAGUUGAAUCUUUGGAAAUGAAAUAUCCUGAAAUGAAGAGAAAUAGUGAUCCAGAUGAUCCUAUUUUUAAAAAAUGGCAAAAAAUGACUUACAGUGAUUGGUUUCAUGAUCUUCAUGAAGGAAUUAUUCCAUCAUCAUCAUAUGUAGUCAUGCAGGAACUUUGUAAAGACAACAAUGAAUUUCCUUCAUAUCAACCUUUUGAAAUAUCAGGAAUAUUGUUGAAGCAGUUUAACAAAAGGAAAGCCGAUGGAAAAUGUUUUCAAGAUAUUAGAACACAAUUGACGCAGAAUAUAAUUGAAAAAAAAUUAAGUAUGAAAGAAGAAACGAAAAGAGUUUCAAUUAGUUUUGGCAGCGGCUAUGGAAAUUUAGAAGCUAUGUGGUGUUUACACGAUGCAAUUAUGGAGCUUUUGUCAUUGCACCCUUCUGAAAAACUUCUAUUUUUAAAGAAAACAUUAUUUACAUAUGGGAAAUUGUGUAAUAUCUGUUCAAAAAGAGGAAUAUUGGAUGAAGCUGAUUAUGAAAAUUUGAAGUUUCUGUGUAAUGAAGCAGUUUCUCAAACACUGCAAUUAACAAUGGGAAGAUAUAAGUUUUCAAAAAAACUUCAUUAUCUUUUGCAUUACGUAGAAAUUGCAAAGAAUUUCAAUGGUCAUUUAAGGAAAGUUGCAACAGACCGAUUUGAAUCAAAACAUCAAAGUAUUAAGAAGUUUUUUAGGUCGUCAAAUAAUAAAAUAUUUCCGGCAAAAACAGUGAUAAAGAAGGUGAUAAUGCGUUUCAAAUUAUCAAGAAUAUUAGUUAAUAUGGGAAUUCAUUUUGUUUAA